UCCCAAACUUUUCUCCUAGCAACACGUGUUCCCAAGGCUAGUAUCUGGUGAAAUAAAUUAAGUCAAGUUGUAGGCCUAUAACCAACCCUUCUGAGGACAUCCUGAAACCCUCCCAAGGUCCUUCGGGCAUCUCUGGACCUCAGUCUACUUGGCAACCUUUACUGAGGCUACUCUGCAUCCAGAUCUUGUGAUAAAGUUAAAGCCUAGCCGAUUUAACAAUGUUUUAAUUCUAGGUCUGGUCAGUUUUAUCAUCACUGGUCAGAGAGGAGAAGGACUUCUGACAACUAAUCUUCACUGCAGGCUACAGUGUCUGAUAUCAACAGGCCGUCCAGACACGUCCCGUUCACACCGCGCACUGACCACAGGAGAGUGAUGGUGCUCCCGAGCAGCCCGAGGAGCGCAAUUACACAAUCUCAGCUGCCUCUCAAACACACACAGGCUCCACAGAGAGGAGGAGACGAGGAGGGCGCCUCCGUUCGUCCGUCCAUUCAUCAAUCCGCUCAGUAAUCGCUCUCUGCUGCCUGGACCUCCCGCGUGCCCCUACCAGCCUGCGCGGAGGCGCGAGACUACACCACGAGCCUCGGUCUGUCGGCGGCGGCCGCGAACAACAGUCGCACGCGCAUACCGGCGAGAGGGGGGCAGCUGGGAAGGACGCUCAGCGUGGAGAGAAAAGAGAGCCCGUCUGUCAGUGUUAUUCCCCGAUGUGGAUGUAGAGAGACACAGGGGUGUGAGGACCACCGCCGCAAACUCUCCUUUUCAGCCUCUGACUGAACGCAUUUUACCGGAUCCUCCCUGGUUUGGACAGCCCCUCCCCUCAGUUGAAGAGCACCAUGACCCAGGAGGGGCAGGCUCUGCCCUCUCCCACCCCACCAGAGAACCCAGUGGAGCCCAAUACAGCCACCAGCACCACUGACCCGCGCGCAGACACACACAACCAUGCAGAGCAGGACAAGCUGGGGGCCAGGGGGGCGGACAAGACAGAGGAGGGGAAACAAGAAGAAGAAGAGGAAGAGGCACAGGGAGAGACACACGGGGAAAGAGAGGGGAGGGGAGAAGUAAAGGAUGAGGGAGGAGAGGGUGAGUUGAAAGAGGAGAGAGUAGAUGGCACUGGUGAUGAGGAUCAACAGACAGACGGAGGGGCGGAGGGAGAGAGGGAAGGGACGAAAGGGGAAGGAUGUAUAAAUGUAGAGGUAAGCUCGGGGGAAGAGGCAGCACGUGAGGCGGAGGGGAUGAAAGAAGAAGAGGAGGAAAGUGAUGAGAAGCAACUGUCUAUGGAGGAAGAGGCAUCUCACCCUCAAGAAGCUGGGCGACUGGCAAAUGGCCUAGGUGGGAAUGAAGAUGAUGAUGAAGCGGGUGAGGAGGACAAGGUGGGAGAUGAGGGGGGGGCUCAUACACACUUGGACACUUUCAGCUCUAACUUUGAGACUACUGUAGAACAGGCCGACACAGAAGUGGAGGAAGAAGAGGAAGAGGUCCAGAAAGAGGAAGUUGGGAUAGAGAACCAGGACAGCUUCAGCUCAGCGUUUGAGCAGAUUGUUGAGCAGGUUGAUGUUCAGGAGGAGGAAGAGGAGGAAGAGGAGAGGGAGUUGGAGGAGGAGAGAGAGAAAGGUAGUGUGGACAACAAAGACGGCUUCAGCUCUACAUUCGAGCGUAUUGUAGAGUCUGCCUUGCUGAGGGGCGGGACCUGUUACAGCAGCCUGGACUCUCUGGACGUGCUGUCACUCACAGAUGAGACGGACAGCUGCGUCAGCUUUGAGGCACCACUGACCCCACUCAUCCAACAGAGGGCGCUGUUACAGGGUCCUGAACCCCUGGAGCUGGAGCUGGCAACUGUUCAGGAGCAAGAAGGGGCUGAGGCUGGACCAGACGCCCCAGGUGGUGAUCUCACAGCCGGGGAGAGCGCCCUCCAUGGAGCCGGAGCUGUGGCUGGAGUAGGAGGAAGCCCACUGAGGACCACCAUACCAGGGAGCAGAUCAGAGUUUGUGCUGAGCCAGCCAGGACGCUGGGCCAUCCCUAAUGGAUACCAUAAAGACUCCCAGGGAGCCAUAGAAGGUUGUGGAGCCAUGAUCAACUCUGUCAGUGAUGCCAACCUCACAGACGUGCUGUCUGACUCAGAGGAGUGUGAUUUGGGCAGUCUGGAGCGUUUGGAGCGCGGCAGCACCGACACUCUGGCCAAUGGCUGCCGAGCCGACUGUGAGGCCGCCAAGAGGCUGGCCAAGCGCCUCUAUCACCUCGAGGGCUUCAAACGCUGUGAUGUGGCCAGACACCUGGGCAAAAAUAACGAGUUCAGCCAGUUGGUGGCAUCAGAAUACCUGAGUUUCUUUGAUUUCACCGGCCUGUCGCUGGAUCGAGCCCUGAGGAACUUCUUAAAGGCCUUUCCACUGAUGGGAGAGACCCAGGAGAGAGAGAGGGUCCUUGUACAUUUCUCCAGGCGCUUCUGCCAGUGCAACCCACAGACACCCACCUCUGAAGGUCAGAGCAACGAUGGUGAUGAUGUUGACAAUGAUGAUGGAGCUCACACAUUAACCUGUGCCCUCAUGCUGCUCAACACUGAUCUACACGGACAUGUGAACAUUGGGAAGAAGAUGUCUUGCCAACAGUUUAUCAGUAAUCUAGAUGGCCUCAACAAUGGCGAAGACUUCCCUAAAGACUUAUUAAAGGUUUUGUACAACUCAAUCAAGAAUGAGAAGCUUGAGUGGGCAGUUGAAGAGGAGGAGCUGAGGAAGAGUCUGUCAGAGCUGGUGGAGGAGCAAUGUGAGGGUGGGAGUAAGCGUGUUGCCAGGGUAACGGACGGCACUAACCCUUUCAUCGCCAUUCCCAUUCUCUUAAAUGCCGUAACCUAUAAACACGGAGUGCUGACCCGCAAGAGCCACGCUGACAUGGACGGCAAACGCACCCCGAGGGGUCGCCGUGGUUGGAAGAAGUUCUAUGCGGUUCUGAAGGGAAUGAUCUUGUAUCUCCAGAAGGAUGAGUACAAGCCUGACGCUGACAUUUCAGAGGUGGACCUGAAGAACGCAGUGCGGAUCCACCACGCUUUAGCCACUCGUGCCACCGACUACAGCAAGAAAGCCAACGUACUUAAGCUGAAAACCUCAGACUGGAGAGUCUUUCUGCUGCAGGCCCCUAGUGAGGAGGAGAUGAUGUCUUGGAUAUUCCGAAUAAACCUGGUGGCAGCGCUGUUCUCCGCUCCGGCCUUCCCCGCUGCCAUCGGCUCCAUGAAGAAAUUCUGUCGGCCCAUCUUGCCGUCCUCAUCCACCAGACUCAAUCAGGAGGAUCAGCUGCUGAGUCAUGAGAGCAAGCUGAAGCAGAUGAGCCUAGAGCUGGAGGAGCACCGGAAAAACCUGCCCUCAGCCGACCCCAAAAGCCGCGAGUGGGAGGAGUACCGGCUCAAAGAGCACUACCUCACGUAUGAGAAGACUCGGUAUGAGACGUACAUCAGCCUCCUGCAGGCGAAAAUCCGCGCAGAGACGGACGACCUUGAGAAAAUCGAGGCCAGCUUCAUGGGUGGCCUUAUCAUGGAGGGUGGCCUGGCCAGCCGCGAAUGCCAACUCCGUAAGACGCGGUCCUCCCCGUCCAUCAGUCAGGCUCAGGGCGGGCUGAACGGCAAGGCCAUUGGAUGCACUGCCCCAGGACAGAGGAGCUGAGGGGAGGAAGGAGGACCAGAGCCCACAAACCAACACCUCUCCAGGCCAAACUAGCUUAAUCCUCCAACUUCGUAUUGGGCUUUUUUUGUUAGUAUUUUGUGUUUUGGGCUCCUCCGUUCCUCCUGUUGUACUUCGAGUAUGAGAGUGGGCAGCAACAGAGGAAAUGACUCUAUCACUAUCCUUCCCAGAAUUUAUCAACCCUGGUGAUAAGUUUCUGUCCUAGAGAAAUAGAUGAAGAUGAUGAAGAGCCCCGCACUUGAUACCCAAUAAGUAACCCUGCCAAACCUCAGUUCUUUGAACUUUUAUUAUUGCACAUUAAAAUGAUCCUAACUGUGAUCACUAUUUAUAACGACAUCAUCAGUAUUAUUUUGAAAUGAAACUCAGAAGGAUGCUUUCUUUAGUUGAAAUGUGUUGUUAGUUAAGAGCAGAACUUUGAGUAAUUUAUGUGUUAUUUUAAAUCCAGAUAUAGAACAAGCAGAGACAGACUGGUUUGCCGCGGUCCUCCCUGUCUUGUCCUCGUCCUGCAGUGAGGCAGCGAUUCAGAUGAAGAUGGUACUACUGUAGCAUUUAGGCCUUUUUUCCCACUCAUGUUUACACACCCAGCAACUCACAUGAUUGUGUAUGGACCUACAGUAUGGGUGGAGUGAGGUGUGUGAAGAUACAACAUAUCUGUCCCAGAGUUACAAAAACUCUCAAAGAACUUCUCAGAAGGAUCAAGUCCUUGCCAUGUAUAACAUAUUAUUUAUUUAUUUAUUUAAUUCUCCAAACCUUUAUUCACCCCAGGAAGGGUUUACACUGAGCAUGCGUGCUCUUUUUCGGCAAUUUCCUUCUUGACAUUCAUACAGUUACAUUCAUUUGUAAGUUUAAAGGAGCUGCCAAGUGGAACAGCCGUGGUUUUAGCCGUUCACUAAGCUGCUCCACCAGAGGAACUGGAGGUUGAGUGCCUUACUCAAGGGCACCUUGACACUAGUUGUUGAGGGAUUUGGAGAGUGUUAGUCAGUCACUUGUCAGAGAGAUCACAAGUCUGUUUCUGAGACUUUUAAGCCACCGCUAGCCCAAAUACUGACAUGUAUUCAAUUAUUCUGUUUGCUUUCCUUACAACUCAAAUCUGAACUGAAGAGGAUAACUGUGUGUGUGACUGGAUGAAAGCACCGUGCCAUGUUCUGUUUUAUCCCACAAACCACUCUUCUUAUAUCACGACAGAGUGCACUGAGCUGAUAGAGCUGAUGCGUAACAAUAAAUGGUUGGGUGUGAGGCUUCUAAAGAUCGAAAUGAAGGGCAGAACGGGAAGGUGUGGGUGGGAGGCACACGGUAUGAGUGGGUCAGCUGGUGUAUGUGUGUGUGCACAUGCAUGUGUGCGUGCAUUGGCAUGCUCUUUUCAAGUGGUUCCAGUUGAGACGCUGUAGGCAACAGGAAGAAAUAAAUAUAGCAGGGUCAUGUUUUUGUAUGAAGAAUUUAUUGCGCAUGUUUGGUGAGGAACAAUCCAAUGGCAUUCUGCUGAAUAAGACUGCCGUCACAACCGGGCCCGUAUCUCUCAAAAUCAUCUUCAGCGCAAAGGGCAGCCACAUUCCUUGUGACAACAGAUGUACCAUAACCUCUAACCAAUCCACGUUCUGAAUUAUAACAACUUAGUGGACGUAUUGUAGCUCGUUUGGCCUCGUAUUGGGCAUUUUACUAGUAUUGGUGUACUCCUUCCACUGCCAUUGUUCCUAACAGAUGAAGAUGUUUUUGGGAAAGCAGGCCAUGGUGAAUCUUAAGACAGAGGCCGGCUGAUUGGGGAGUGUAGCAGCAGGACUGCUCCAGCAUAUUGUUCUUAGGUGAAGAAACAUGUCGGCAUUCUCGAAUGGAGAAUGGAACAG
Messenger RNA from Micropterus salmoides (largemouth bass), 5503 nucleotides. RefSeq names its product pleckstrin and Sec7 domain containing 2 (gene psd2). The record is from RefSeq and is a predicted model, not a curated record. NCBI's taxonomy places the organism in Eukaryota, Metazoa, Chordata, Actinopteri, Centrarchiformes, Centrarchidae. Gene Ontology annotation, molecular function: phospholipid binding; guanyl-nucleotide exchange factor activity; protein binding. Bases 831 to 3644 code for a protein of 937 amino acids. The transcript has 15 exons. Gene Ontology annotation, biological process: regulation of ARF protein signal transduction.